Molecule: messenger RNA, 756 nt
Organism: Geodia barretti
Lineage: Eukaryota; Metazoa; Porifera; Demospongiae; Tetractinellida; Geodiidae
Source: the annotation of a GenBank genome assembly
AUGCCAAUUAAUCAAUCCAUCUGUUUUGGCGGUUUCAGCCGUGGCAGAGAUCCAAUAGAAGUCAUUAAGAAAUCCGCUGAAAUCGGUUAUAAAUCCAUUGAAAUGCUACCCGCAGAAUACUGGUCGGUCGUCCAGGACCACGGGAUGCGCGUCGCUAUUAUCGUAGGACACGGCUCACUUCCGUCCGGAUUAAACGAUCCGAGCAACCACGACCGGAUUGAAGAUGAAAUCCUCAAGAACAUUGACAUCGCGGCGGAAAAUGACAUCCCCGGACUCAUCUGUUUCUCUGGAAACCGAGAAGGCAGAUCGGAAGAAGAGGGACGUGACAAUACAAUAGCAGGCUUGUCACGCGUUACCAAAGCCGCCGAGGAGAAAGGAAUCAAUCUCUGCGUCGAACUGCUCAACAGUAAAGUCAACCAUCCAGAUUAUCAAUGCGACACAACGGCAUGGGGUGUUGAGGUUUGCAAAGGAGUGGGUUCACCACGAGCGCAAUUGCUUUACGACAUCUACCACAUGCAGAUCAUGGAAGGCGACCUGAUUCGUAACAUCACGGAUUAUAGUGACUAUAUCGGGCAUUACCAUACCGCAGGUAACCCCGGACGGCAUGACCUUGACGACGAGCAAGAGAUUUACUAUCCUGCCGUGAUGCGCGCCAUCGUAAACACCGGAUAUGACCUCUAUGUAGGACAUGAAUUCGGUCCCAAAGGGGACGCGUUCGAUGCGAUGCAACACGCUUACGAUGUUUGUAACGUCUAA